Messenger RNA from Lithohypha guttulata, 1434 nucleotides. RefSeq lists its product as uncharacterized. Lineage: Eukaryota; Fungi; Ascomycota; Eurotiomycetes; Chaetothyriales; Trichomeriaceae. Bases 1 to 1434 code for a protein of 477 amino acids. The record is from RefSeq and is a predicted model, not a curated record. Gene Ontology annotation, molecular function: chloride channel activity. The transcript has 3 exons.
AUGGCUGACGUUACUGACACAACCCACACGCCAGCUACGGUCAAAUUUCAAGCUUCUGAGAAGUCGAAGGAUGCAACAACAACUAAUCAUGAGGUCGCAUCUUCCAGUGGCUCUACCACAAAACCAGCUCGCAAUAUCGAAUUUCAACCACCAAGCAGAUACAUGACGACCCAAAGUCUGGGAGUCGAUGACUACUUUGCUGGACCACGAGAUAUUCAGAAACACUCCAAACUCCCGUUUUUCAUGCGAAUGCAUGGCAGUAUUAUGCCGAAGAUGAUACUGCCACUAGCGUUUGUAUGUGCUUGGGCGACUGCCAUAACCUGUAUCUCCAAGCUUGUGCACGCAUUAGAGGUCGAUACUGUACUUCUUACUGUUUUGGGUUUCGUCGUUGCUUUUGGCCUUUCCUUCAGAUGUUCUACAGCAUAUGAAAGGUACAAUGAUGGACGAAAAUAUUGGUCUCAGUUGACACUUGCCUCUCGCAAUCUAGCCCGCACGAUAUGGAUCAAUGUCGAUGAACGAAAGGAUGCCGAACAUCCAGAGUAUGCCAAACAAGAUUUGCUCGGAAAGGUAUCUGCGAUUCAGCUGAUCAACGCUUUCGCUGUGGCUCUCAAGCAUCGUCUACGAUUCGAACCCGCAGUAGAUUAUCCAGAUCUAAGCAACUUGGUGGUUCACCUUCCUGGUACUAUGGCACAACAUGCUGAUCAGUCCGGACUUCGACAUCGUAAGCCAUCUCCUCUGAAGAGACUUGGCGAACAUCUUGGUGUUACCUUUGCUCAAUCCAACCCUCGAAAGUUGUUGAAAAGAUCACAUCAAAACUUGGGAAAUCUUCCACACGAAAUUUUGGCACAUCUGUACGCCUAUAUCGAGAAAGUAACAACCGACGACGAAACACUGAAGAGCGGUGUCUGCCAGUCAAAUGCUUACAGCGAUAUUCGCAGCUUAGGCGAUGUGCUUACUGGUACUGAACGUGUUCUGAACACACCACUGCCUCUCGCCUACAGCAUUUCCAUCUCACAGAUUACCUGGGCAUAUAUUGUGGUGCUUCCCUUCCAACUCGUCAAACAACUCGACUGGAUCACCAUCCCAGCUACAGCCAUUGCAGCAUAUAUUAUCCUCGGUUUGGCUAUGAUCGGCCGCGAAAUCGAGAACCCCUUCGGCAACGACGUCAACGAUCUUCCGUUAGAACUCUUCUGCACAGAAAUUGCCGCCGACCUUGACGUCCUGACCAGCAUUCCAGCCGAUGAAUACAAGAGCUUUGUCAAAGCAUCUGAAAAUCGACCCCUUUUCCCGCUGAGCUGGGGCACGGCAGCAGAGUGGGAGGCUCAAAGCAUGGAGGAGAUCAGGGAAGCUCUGAGAGCAAAGGCAACUACGAGCUCGAAAGAUAUUGAGUUGGAAAGAGCAAAGUCGAACAAUGCUGAUAUUCAGGCUGUGUAA